CGUCGCUGCACAGCUAUUUUCAGGUCUCUCCAGAGAUGUUUGAUCGGGUUCAAGUCCGGGCUCUGGCAAAGUAUUGUGACUGUGUUGACCAGUGUCUGGAAACUGAGGGUGUUGGCUGUCUGUGUGAGUUUCUGACUUGUUACCACGACCACAUCCUUUGAGUUGAGCAUAAACAGCGGUUCAAAAGUCAGAGAGAGACCAGAGCUCCUCACAGCUUUCUUCACACCAACAUCAGAACAACAUUAGACAGCAUCUCUACACCAGAGCCUUCUGAAGGACACGACCAUGACACACAUCAUAGUCGUCUGUCUCUGGGUCGUCACUAUUCUCCCGUUGUAUCUGCACACAGGUGAUUGUGCAAAGAUCAUUGGUGGAGCGGAGGUGGUGCCUCACUCUUUACCCUACAUGGCCCGAUUGGAGAACGGCAAAGGUGAUCUGGUCUGUGGAGGGAUCCUCAUCAGCGAGUCAUGGGUCCUGACUGCAGCCCACUGUAAAGUAAAAAAGGGCUUGUCCUCACAUUUAAUAAAGAGGGUCAACCUGGGUGUCCACUCCGUAAAUGCAACUGAGAAGGCUUACAGACAGGUCAGAGAUGUGGAGAACCACGUUCCUUAUCCCGACUACAAUGCUGCGGACCACCGCCACGACAUCAUGCUGCUACAGGUCAGCCCAGUCCUGUUGUCUGUAGACGUCACCGUGAUCAACAGAGCCAAGUGUAAUUCCGGAAAAUACUACAACUUCAACCCUAUCAUCUAUGGAGGCAUGCUGUGUGCUGGUUACGUUGGAUGUCAGCAGCCGGCUGAUGCUUGUCAGGGAGACUCUGGUGGCCCGUUGGUGUGUGGAGGUAAACUAAGGGGAGUCGUGUCCUUCGGGCAUGGAUGUGGUCGCAAGACCAAACCUGGGGUGUACACACUCAUAUCUAAAUACCAGGACUGGAUCAAUACAAACAUCCAGACCGCUGGCUGAUUUAGCCAACUUCUGUCUAUUCUGAAAAACAUUGAUAUAUUAUGAGCAAAAUGCCAUUUAAUAUAAUUAUUUUUUUAGCAACUGGAAAACACAAAGUGUCUUUCUCCUUAAAUGUGAAUUAAUAUCAAUAAAAAAAUCACUAAUCAAAUGAGCAUGUUGUGAACAGUCAAGAAGUGAAAGUAUAACAUUGUUCUCUGAAUUAUUGGGUGAUAUAACGCAACAAUUUGAUAUACAUUAUUGCUUCUGUAUGCUUACUUUUUACUUUUCCUGCAUUUGAAAAUCAAUUAAAAAAACAUCUU
Molecule: messenger RNA, 1262 nt
Organism: Salvelinus sp. IW2-2015
Lineage: Eukaryota; Metazoa; Chordata; Actinopteri; Salmoniformes; Salmonidae
Product: granzyme K-like
Biological process (GO): proteolysis
Molecular function (GO): serine-type endopeptidase activity
Source: RefSeq, a predicted model, not a curated record